CUAACUCGUUUGCUCGACUGUCUACGAAACUGAUGUUCCUAGCUCCUAGAUCGUUUACGAAUCUACAUUAAACCGACAGGAAGAUGUGGGGUGUCCUGGAUUAACCUCUGCUCAUUUCUCAAAUUAUUAACAAGCAGACUUGUUUGAAGUCCCAGUUUGACACACUCCGAAGCACAGUUUAAUAUGCUGAGAUUUCGGUCAACAUUACAGAGUCACGGCUGGAUUGCUGCGAAAAAGUUACCAGCUGUGUUGAAUGCCUCUUCUGGUUGCCUGUCCAAUUGGUGGGUUCACCAUGUGCCACUUGACCCUGAAUGGAAAGCUGGUGCUACAAAGGAACUAAAAGGAAAAGAUCCAGAAGAAACUCUUAUGUGGAGAACUCCUGAGGGUAUAAAUAUCAAACCUGUGUACACAAGAGAAGAUACUGAACAUAUCAAAGAUGAAAUUCCUGGCAAAUAUCCUUAUACACGUGGACCUUACACAACUAUGUAUACCUAUAGACCUUGGACCAUUCGUCAGUACGCUGGUUUUAGUACAGUUGAAGAAAGUAACAAGUUUUACAGAUCAAACAUUGCAGCUGGACAACAAGGAUUAAGUGUUGCAUUUGAUCUACCAACACACAGAGGUUAUGAUUCUGAUAAUCCUCGUGUGACUGGAGAUGUUGGAAUGGCUGGUGUUGCUAUUGAUUCUGUGGAAGAUACCAAACUUCUCUUUGAUGGCAUUCCUUUGGAAAAGAUCAGUACAUCAAUGACAAUGAAUGGUGCUGUGCUGCCUAUUAUGGCUAUGUAUGUUGUUGCAGCUGAAGAGCAGGGUGGAAAACAGACUAAUCUGGCUGGAACAAUACAAAAUGAUAUUUUGAAAGAGUUUAUGGUGCGAAAUACUUACAUUUUCCCUCCAGAACCCUCAAUGAAAAUAAUAGGUGAUAUUUUUGAAUAUACAUCGAAGUUCAUGCCACGGUUUAAUUCAAUUUCCAUUUCGGGAUAUCACAUCCAAGAAGCUGGUGCUGAUGCUGUGCUUGAAUUGGCAUUUACUAUAGCUGACGGGUUGGAAUAUAUCAGAACAGGUAUCAGUCGAGGUCUUGAUAUUGAUAAAUUUGCCCCACGUCUCUCAUUUUUCUGGGGAAUUGGCAUGAAUUUCUAUAUGGAGAUUGCUAAACUUCGUGCUGGGAGGCGUUUAUGGGCUCACCUAUUGGAAAAGUUUAAUCCUACCAAUCCAAAAUCCAAAUUAUUACGUUGUCAUUGUCAAACUUCUGGUUGGUCUUUGACUGAGCAGGAUCCUCACAAUAAUAUUAUCAGAACAGCCAUUGAGGCCAUGGCAGCAUUAUUUGGAGGAACACAGUCACUUCACACAAAUUCUUUUGAUGAAGCCCUAGGUUUACCAACCGUUUUUAGUGCACGUGUAGCAAGAAAUACUCAAAUCAUUCUGCAAGAAGAAUCUGGAAUACCUAAGGUUGCUGACCCCUGGGGUGGCUCUUACCUGAUGGAAUCGCUGACCAAUGAGAUCUAUGAGUCUGCACUUAAAUUGAUCAACGAGAUAGAAGAUCUUGGUGGAAUGGCUAAAGCUGUUGCUUCUGGCAUGCCAAAACUAAAGAUAGAAGAAUGUGCUGCAAGAAGGCAGGCGAGAAUAGAUGGUGGAAAUGAGGUAAUUGUUGGUGUGAAUAAGUAUCGACUGAAGGAAGAAGAUAUAGUUGAUGUUUUAGCUAUUGAUAACACUAAAGUACGUGAAUCACAAAUUAAUCGCUUGAAAAUGGUUCGAGAAACACGAGACUCAGAUUUGGCUGACAGGUGUCUUGAGGACAUCACCAAAUGUUGUAAGUCUGGUGAUGGAAAUUUACUUGGACUUUCUAUUGAUGCUGCUCGUGCACGUUGUACUGUUGGAGAAAUAACAGAUGCCAUGGAAGAAGUAUUUGGCCGCCAUAUUGCCUCUGAUCGAUUAGUCAGUGGUGCUUACAAGACAGAAUAUAGUGAAAUGGAUGAGAUCAGGAAUGUGAUAAACAGAGUUAAUAACAUUUUUAUUCAAUACUGUAUAGACAGUCAGUUAGUCAUUAUAUCUUCAUUGUCUUCUGUUCUCUUUCAACAGACACCGAGAGAAGCUGCACAGCAAGCUAUUGAUGCUGACGUCCAUAUAGUUGGAGUUAGUUCCCUUGCAGCUGGUCACAAAACUUUGAUUCCACAACUCAUUAAAGAAUUGAAAAAUUUACAAAGACCAGAUAUAAUUGUUGUUGCUGGAGGUGUGAUUCCCCCACAGGAUUAUAAAGAGCUGAUGGACUGUGGGUGUGCUGCAAUAUUUGGCCCAGGAACUAGAAUAACUGAUGCUGCUCUGAAUCUCUUGGAUUGUCUUGAAAAUUAGGUGCCAUCUUAUCAGAAAGGUGUCGGGGCAGAAUAAAUAUUACUCUUUAGUUGUCAUGUUUCUGUUGUGAACACUGUGUCCUUUACUCAAUAUAUGACAUAUACAUGUAAUAUAUGACAUAACUCUAAUAUAUGGCAUAUAUUGAUGAAGUUCUGAUGCAAUUUGAGUAAUUAUUUUUCUUGUUUUAGUGUGUUCUUCCACUAACAAUCAAUUUGAGGAAAUAUAUUGUAUGAUGUAAAGAAAUAUUCCUCUACAAGAAGACUGACUUCAGUAUAUAAAUGAUUUUAAUUUUCAAUGAAA
Octopus bimaculoides (California two-spot octopus) is the source of this 2646-nucleotide messenger RNA. Its product is annotated as methylmalonyl-CoA mutase, mitochondrial. The record is from RefSeq and is a predicted model, not a curated record. Gene Ontology annotation, molecular function: metal ion binding; cobalamin binding; methylmalonyl-CoA mutase activity. Gene Ontology annotation, cellular component: cytoplasm; mitochondrion. NCBI's taxonomy places the organism in Eukaryota, Metazoa, Mollusca, Cephalopoda, Octopoda, Octopodidae.